Messenger RNA from Strongylus vulgaris, 906 nucleotides. NCBI's taxonomy places the organism in Eukaryota, Metazoa, Nematoda, Chromadorea, Rhabditida, Strongylidae. The record is from the annotation of a GenBank genome assembly.
AUGGACAUCGACAGUCGCAUAAAGGCAUACCGCUUCGUUGGAUAUGCGGCUGUGACCUUCUCUGCUGUGGCCGUACUGUCUGUCUGCAUCACUCUACCCCUGGUCUACAACUAUGCUAGACAUAUUCGUCGCGUUGCUCAUCAUGAACUCACGCAGUGCAAAGUCUCAGCCAAGGAUGUAUUAGAGGAUGCUACGAAGCUACCAGAGACUAACAGAACAGCUAGAAUGCUGGUACGGCGUCAGUAUGAAGUACCUCCCGAAGCAGCAGUAACCGCAGUUGCCGCUGGAUACUGCCAAGGUUGCUGCUUACCCGGCCCACAAGGCCCUCCUGGCCCGCCAGGCAGACCUGGCCGUCCAGGAAAAGCUGGGGCACCAGGAGCUCCUGGAAAUCCUGGUCGACCACCUCAAUUGCCCUGUGAGCCUAUAACUCCACCACCCUGUCGUCCUUGUCCUCCUGGACCUCCUGGACCUCCAGGUGAACCCGGACCUAUUGGAAUGAGUGGUCCAAUCGGACCUCCCGGUCCCCCGGGUCUUGCUGGACCUGCAGGACCGCCAGGCAUGAAAGGUCCACCAGGACCUCCAGGCAAAAUGGGAAUACCUGGCCCACAAGGACCACCCGGAGAAUCUGGCAAAAAUACUGAACCGCAGCCUGGACCUCCCGGACCUCGUGGACCUCCAGGACCACCUGGUCCCCAAGGUCCACCUGGAUUACCUGGAAGUGAUGGUCAAAAUGGCGAAACUGGACCGAAAGGACCUCCUGGAGCACCUGGUCAGCCUGGAGCAGACGGACAACCUGGCGCACCAGGACAGCCCGGACAAGAUGGACCUCCUGGACAGCCUGGUAUUUGUCCCAAAUACUGUGCUCUCGAUGGAGGAGUGUUCUUCGAGGAUGGAACACGACGCUAA